AAAAAAAACAUACUCUUCAGAACCCACUGUCGAAUCCCGCUUCGUAUCUCCACCGGGAAAGGUAACCGUAUCAUCUGAGUUAUUAUUAUUGUUAUUACUUAACCUGAUAGGAAAUCUCCUUCCAGAAAGGAGAUGAGUCAAGCUCCCGAGCAUGGACAAGUUGGUCCUCAAGGAGAACAGGAGCACGUGAGUGUGCAUACCGAGGCGUCUAGCUUCACACCGCAGCACGAAGUUCCAGAGCCGCAGGUUCCACAACCGAAUGCUGUGCCACAGGCGGUUCCUUAUUUGCAGCCGCAGGUUGCGGCCAACAUGCUCCAGUUCCUCCAGAAGAUGGCGGGGGCGUAUGUACCGCCACCGCCACUGCCACCUCCUGUGGUGGUGGUCACGAUUGAGAAGCUGAAGAAGAACGGAGCCGAGGAGUUCUGUGGUGACCAGAUCGCGGAACCCAUGGCCGCGAAGCACUGGCUCGAGCGUGUGAGUCGAGUACUCGGGACCUUACGAGUUCCAGCAGAGCAGAGAGGCGACCUAGCUAUGGCCUUACUUCAGGAUGCCGCCUACGACUGGUGGAAAUGCGCAGGAGCGAACAUCCCGGAGUCGGUGCCGUGGGCGACCUUCGACGAGCUCUUCCGUGAGGAGUAUGUGCCCGAGCACUUCAUGGAGGAGAAGCAUGAUGAGUUCAUGAAGUUCACGCAGGGUGAACUUACGCUGCUAGAGUAUCGCCAGAAGUUCGAUGAGCUGGCCGAGUUUGGUCGGGACUUGGUGCCGACAAUGGAGAAGAGGUGCAAGCGCUUCAGGGAGGGGUUACGCCCUGAUUUGUCCUCCGGACUGGUCUCCGCACCGAGGAAUGACAUCAACGACUUGUACAAGCAGGCGUUGGAGUUACAGACGGCCUUACUCAGGAAGGCUGAGUAUGAGCAGUCACAGACGACGCAUCCUCGACCGCCACCGCCAUCCAGAUCCGGCUCGAGCAGCAAGAGGCCUCCUCACAUACCGAGUAGCUCGCACUCGAGCAAGAAGGUUAGGUCCGCACCUGCCGCGUCGUCAGCACCCACUCAGAAGAGUGGGAAGAGCGAGAGUCAGAGCGGAUAUCGGAACUCGAUCUGCAACCUCUGCGGCCGGAGGCACUCCGGUGAGUGCUGGUUCACUCAGGGCCUAUGCCUUGGGUGUGGACAGGCCGGGCAUUACCGCAGGAACUGCCCGACGAACCCUGGUGAGGCGUUCCCGACAGCGCCCGCAGCUGCAACCUCAGCUCCAGCAGCCCAGCCCGCACCGAGUCAGAAGUCGGUAGCGGCGUCCAGUCAACCGAGAAGGCCGGCACAGAGCGCUCAGUCUGGGAAGGCUCCAGCCCGUACUUAUGCGAUGCAUGGACGUACUGAGCAAGCCGCUCAUGAUGUGAUUAUGGGUAUGUUCACCUUAUUCGAUACAUCCAUAUCUGCUUUGAUUGACCCAGGUUCGACAUUGUCAUAUCUGUGUGCAUCUAUGCCUGUAUCGUCUAAUAUUCCGAGAGAGAACCUGGAAAAUCCGGUGAUUGUGUCCAAUCCGUUGGGACACAGUCUAUGUCUCAAAUAUAUCUAUCCUGACUGUCCGCUAGUUGUGCAAGGGAAGAGCUUCCCUGCAAAUCUGAUAGAGCUCCCACAUCGAGAAUUCGAUGUCAUCCUGGGCAUGGAUUGGCUUACUGCCAACCAAGCCGUUGUUGAUUGUGGCGCACAUACGGUACGGCUGAAAGCCGAAGAUGGUAAUGACGUUCUGAUCCGUGGCGAGCUUUUCCCGAAGGCUCCCGAAUUUAUCUCAUUUAUUCAAGCUCGUCGCCUCAUACGCAAGAAAUGCGAGGCCUUUCUUUGCACCGUCCGCGACACGUAGCUAGAGGCACUCGGACGGGAGGAAAUCCCUACG
Messenger RNA from Cuscuta campestris, 1893 nucleotides. The record is from the annotation of a GenBank genome assembly. NCBI's taxonomy places the organism in Eukaryota, Viridiplantae, Streptophyta, Magnoliopsida, Solanales, Convolvulaceae.